CGGGAUGAUAGUGACAUCGUGCAGCGGCUUUGACAGACUUCCUGACACUUUCUGAGUCCAAGCGAGCCACUGACAGGACACAAGUCUGUACCUCAACUUUGACUCCUCGUGCUUAGCCCCACUCCAUCCCCGUCCUUGAACUCAAUUAACCACACACAACAGUAACUUCAAUCACUGGAAUCAAAUCUUUGUUCAGGAACAUAAAGUAGCAUGGCAUUUGCUCAGUGUCGACAAAGGGCUAGAUAAACCAAAUUUGCAAUUUUGCAAAUACCCUUUUCACGUUUACCCGCUCCACCUGAGCUCCACAUGGCAUAUGUACACCCCCGGUUCUACGUAUUUUUUCUCGUCUUCUCAACCACAACACCCAAUCACCAAUAAUGUCUUACGAUCAAGGAAACCAACGGUCACGGGACUUUGACGACUCCUCAAAAUAUGAUGCCCCUAUCGGCGGUCAACGCACUGUGCCCGGGGGAGACCCCACGCUUUCGGGAUCAUACGGGGGCAGCAGGACUGGCCAGGCUGGUGGAUACACAGGAAAUGGAAAUGAAGGCCGCGUCGGUCGACAAGAUCAGCAGAGCUUAAAUCAAGGCGAUGAAUAUUGCGACACGGAUCCUGGAAUGGCCGGUAAUCGCGGCGGUCAGGACGUGGAUGUCCUCGGAGCCGGCCAAGUUGGUGGCGGAUACGACGAUACCUUUGACCAGUGCAUCAUCGGCGACGGCCGUAGCCGCGGGUAUGAGCGUGAUGUUGAUGAGUAUGAAGACUCUGGCGUCGGCGGUGGUCAAGCUGGCACCGGCACCGGCACUGGUGCUGCUACCGGUCGCGGUCCAAAGUUGUCUUCCAUGGGCUCCAAAUUUAUGGGCGAAGUGUAGAAGACGGCUGGCAAACUUUCGAAUGAUUUCUCGCUCGAGACUAAGGACAAGCAGCACGACGUAUGUGCUGAUUUAUAUUUGUACAGAAUGUAAUUCCUGAGAUUAUUGUACUUAUAUUUGUAUCAUCUGCUUAAUGAGAAAGUCAUCACAU
Suillus bovinus is the source of this 1020-nucleotide messenger RNA. RefSeq lists its product as uncharacterized. NCBI's taxonomy places the organism in Eukaryota, Fungi, Basidiomycota, Agaricomycetes, Boletales, Suillaceae. The coding region runs from base 378 to 869 and encodes 163 amino acids. The transcript is spliced from 3 exons. The record is from RefSeq and is a predicted model, not a curated record.